ACCACCGCCGGCAGCCAAUCAUGGGCUCCGUGUUCGAAUAUAUUAGCACGUGAUAACAUUCGGCUACCGUUUGGCCCUGUGCCGCUAAAUGUUUCGUCACACCAUUGCCGUCGCGCUCGCGUCUCCCCUCUCCCCACAGGCAACAGGUGGUCAGCUUCCCUCGCUGCUCUGGGUUCACACCGGGGUGCGGACAUCUACCCGGGCCCCGAACAGGGAGAAACAUCAUAAAAACAAAUCUGUAUGUUUAAGCUAAAGCAAAAAACAAUGCAAGUCUACAAAUACAUCAAUGUGAAAAACGGACUAAUGCUUCAAGGGGAUAUUUUGAAUCUCAAAACAUUCCGUACUUGGGAAUUCAAUACCAGCUAUCCCAGCAGAUCAGUUCUGAUUCCAUUGAUCACUACUGGAUUUUCAUUCACAACCCUUAAAGCUUUGCACAAUUCUGGCCUAUUUGACAGAAUCAUAAAUGGUUACAGUUUGUUGGUUUUCCCCAGAUGCUACCUGACAUGUGUGUCCUUUAUACUAGAUUAUUCUAUAUACCAUUUAGCCUGCCUUUGGGGCGAAGAUCCAUGGAAAGCAUUAACACUACUGAGUGGGUCGCAUGUGAUGUUAGUUUUCUACACCCGGACAUUUUCAAAUGCUAUAGAAGCGGUGCUUUUUGCGUUACUACUGCUGUUAGUAGCUAUGGAUAUAAAGCAAGCAAGUGUGGCAACACAUGAGAAAAAGGAAAGAAGGAAGAAAAAACAUUUUAUUGGGAUUGUUUUGGUCUCUGGUUUUUUUAACAGGCCAACAUUUAUUGGUUAUGCUUUAGUACCAAUGCUCCUAUGGCUUUCUUAUGAUCAGAAAGGCAUGCUUCAGUUUGGUUUAAGACAAAUGGUGAAGCAUUUCUUUGGCCUUUUAUCCUCUGUAAUUGCAACCAGUUUUCUUUUCAUUGUGACAGAUGCAUUGUAUUUUGGUUCAUUGUUUGAAAGGGCUUGGUUUUUGAAAGAUGGGAAUAACAUAUAUACACUCUUUGUCAACAUAAGCCAACAUCUCGUUUUAACACCAGUUAAUCUAAUUUUAUACAACUUGGAUGAAAAAAGCCUUAUCGCACAUGGUAGUCACCCCUGGUUUACACAUCUGACAGUGAAUGGUCUCCUGCUGUUUGGCGGUCUCCACUUAGCUGCUGUGACAGCUGGUGUCAAAACAAUAGUCAGCAAAUUUGCCUGCAAAGCCAGUGGCCAUACCCCUCUGAAAGACAAUUUGGAAAAUAAAUUUCCUACAAAGUUUUCUAUGACUGCUCAAGUUACUGAGUAUUUACUGUUGGUUUAUUUUAUUCCUAUUGUUGUUCUGUCAAUGUUUAGUCAUCAAGAGCCACGCUAUAUCAGUCCACUUAUUGUGCCACUUGUUAUUCUUAGUGCUUCAAAAUGUGAGAUGCUGAGUUGGAAAGUUGUAAUAGUGGUGUUUAAUCUCUUGGGGUCAGUGUUUUUUGGCUGUCUGCACCAGGGUGGACUAAUUCCUUGUCUAUCUUAUUUAGAAAAAGUUCUUCACUCAGAAAAUCCUUUGCUUAGCCAGACCGAGCAGAAUUUGGUUUUUUACCACACCUACAUGCCUCCUAGGUAUCUUCUUAAUGUCAAAUCAGAUGAAAAGUUAAUUAGAAUCAUUGACCUGGGAGGUUCUGAUGUGUCUGUCCUCACUAACACUGUGAAUGAACUACUUGGCAGUUCUGCUUCCAAACACUUUGGGAAUAAACAGGAAAUGGAUAUCUACGUGAUUGCCCCUGGCACUGUUCAAGAUGAUGUCAAAAAUUGUGGUUUUCAGUGGAAGACUGUUGCAUCGUUCUUCCCUCAUUUAACUAUGGAAGAUCCACCUGAUAUUUCUUCUCUCCUUUCUGAAGAUGGAUUGACCCAACUGAGUCUUUACAUUUUCAAAGUACACAUAAAGGUGAAGUAGACUCCCCCUCCCAUUUGUUAGACGACAUGUUCAUCCUGGGCCUCCUGCAGUGCCAUAAUGAUGCCACCUGAAGGUUGCAGGAACAGCAACCCAUUCUGUUUAGGAACCCUGCAGGCCAAUGGUAUCAAUGUGGCCUUCACAAGCUUCAAAAUCUCCCCUUCCCCCACUGCAUCCCAAUACCAGCCCAACUUGUUCUCAUCUCCCUAACCUUUCCUUCCUCUCACCUAUCCCCCUCCUCCCACCUCAAGCCGCACCUCCAUUUUCCACCUACUAACCUCAUCUCGCCUCCUUGACCUGUCUGUCCUCCCUGGACUGACCUAUCCCCUCCCUACCUCCCCACCUAUACUCUCCUCUCCACCUAUCUUCUCCUCUAUCCAUCUUCAGUUCACCUCCCCCUCUCCCCCUGUUUAUUUCAGAACCUUCCCCCAUCCCCCUCUCUGAAGGGUCUAGGCCUGAAACGUCAGCUUUUGUGCUCCUAAGAUACUGCUUGGCCUGCUGUGUUCAUCCAGCUUCACACUUUGUUAUCUCGCAUUCUCCAGCAUCUGCACUUCCCAUUAUCUCUGAUCACGAUUAAUAAGAUUCUGUUUGUUACAGCUGCCUUCCUGCUGUCUAUUUUGCAAUAUAUUUGUGGGUGCUUUGGCUUAGGAUCUGAUUGUUAAAGCAUUCAGAUCCUUUUACAGAACUUUGUCUAUAACAGUAUUUUCAGCAUCUGAAGCCUAAACACAUUGGAAUGGAGCAUUUUUAAAAAUGUUUUUGAUUUCAACAAAUAAUCGUGAAAUUAAGAAACAGAGGCUGUAUCUGUAGAAUGAUUAUCAUGGAAACAAAGUCUUCAAAAACACAGCUAAAAUUACAAGUAUCCAAUGAUGAUCCUUUGUAGUAUAUUGUAAUAGGUUUAUGUCUACAAACUGACUUCUGAGUUUGUAGUUUUAAUGUUGAGGCAAAAAUGUAGGCGAUACCUCUACACCACAGUCUACACCAGUAGUUUAUAGAUUUGAUAUUCGUGGAAAGCAUUAAAGAAAUGUUAUCUUUUUCUAAGUAAUGUGGGGGCAGAAGGGUGGAGGAAUCCUAAAGAAAGGAAGAAAAUUUGAUAUUUAUAAGAACAAGUGUAUUGUGUUUGGAGAAAUAAAAUGUUACAUUACAAAGCCUCUUUGUAAUACUGUACUGUGUAUCAGAAUGAUCAUAGUUCCUGUGAUCAAAUUGCAAGUUACAUUAUAGAGAAAAACUAAUACUAUC
Stegostoma tigrinum is the source of this 3162-nucleotide messenger RNA. Its product is annotated as GPI mannosyltransferase 4-like. Gene Ontology annotation, molecular function: alpha-1,2-mannosyltransferase activity. The transcript is spliced from 3 exons. Gene Ontology annotation, cellular component: endoplasmic reticulum membrane. Lineage: Eukaryota; Metazoa; Chordata; Chondrichthyes; Orectolobiformes; Stegostomatidae. Gene Ontology annotation, biological process: GPI anchor biosynthetic process. The record is from RefSeq and is a predicted model, not a curated record. The coding region runs from base 241 to 1929 and encodes 562 amino acids.